Molecule: messenger RNA, 1635 nt
Organism: Rhinocladiella mackenziei CBS 650.93
Lineage: Eukaryota; Fungi; Ascomycota; Eurotiomycetes; Chaetothyriales; Herpotrichiellaceae
Exons: 4
Coding region: 1-1635 (544 amino acids)
Molecular function (GO): iron ion binding; heme binding; monooxygenase activity
Source: RefSeq, a predicted model, not a curated record
AUGAACAAAGUCCACCUCAGCAAAUUUGAGCCUCAGUUCGACGAAGCGCGGAGUAUUGUCGUAAUUCUGCUGGGAUUAUUCUUGUUGUAUUGGAUCAUCAAAUUCAUCUACCGCCUCUACUUCCACCCUCUGGCGAAAUUCCCAGGCCCCAAACUUGCAGGAGCGACAUAUCUGUACGAAUUCUACUACGAUCUAUACCCUCACAAACUUCGCUAUCUUUGGCAAAUCGAAAAACUGCACCAACAAUAUGGGCCUAUCGUGCGCAUCAAUCCAGCCCACCUGCACAUCAACGACCCGGACUUCCUGGACGAUAUUUACGCCAGUGGCAAACACAAACGCAAUAGGGAUGCCUGGUUCUACCGCUCAGAGCGCAACGGGCCGCUCGGGUGGUCCUUAUUCCAAACAGUCGAGCAUGAUGUCCAUCGUAUGCGAAGGGCGGCGCUGAGUCCCUUCUUUAGUAAGCGCAACAUUCAGGCCCUGGAGGGUCUAAUCAUCAGCAAGGUCGACGAGCUCGCUGAGCGCUUCGCCAUGACCCACCGAGAUGGGGAGAUUAUACCACUGCUUCACGCAACUGGAGCUUUGACUAUGGACAUCAUUUCCGUGUAUGCGUAUGGAAAGGAUGUCCGGAAGCUGCAGCGGGCAGACUGGGCCGGCGAGGAGCUCGAAGCGUACAGCAAGUUGAGCCAAUUAGGCCCUUUUGGUCGGCACUUCGCAUGGAUAUCCAAGAUGGUUCUGCUGAUGCUGCCAAUGCACAUUGUGGAGAGAAUCAGCCCGGCUGCUGCACUGAUCCCCAAAAAUCGGGAGUUCUUUCGAGAGAUGAUUCAGGACGCACUUUUGCCCAGAGGGGAAGGCUCGUCAGAGAAAGCUUCGCAGCGGACAAUCUUUCAAGAUAUUGUCCAGAGCAAUCUUCCUCCGAUUGAGAAGGCUCCCGCUCGUCUCUCCGCGGAGGCGAAUUUGCUUCAGAUCGCGGGUACCGAAACGACUGCCAGGACGCUGGCAGUGCUCAUGUUCCAUCUGAUUGAUAGCCCAGCGGUCUUGGAUCGCCUGCGCGUGGAAUUGAAACCACAUAUGCCUGAACCGGGCUCGACCAUGCGUCUGGCUAAGCUCGAAGCCAUACCGUAUUUCUCGGCGGUUAUAACUGAGGGCAUCCGCCUAUCUCACGUCGUGUCGAGCCGUAUGCCUAGAUAUGCUCCUAAUGAGCAAAUCAGGUAUGGUGAAUGGGUGAUCCCCGCAGGCACACCAGUUAUGCAAUCGCACUAUUUGCACCAUACGAACCCUAAAAUCUUCCCAGAUCCCUAUAAAUUUAACCCGCAACGCUGGCUCGACGAUCUCGAACUAAAGCCCAGAUAUUUCAUGGGCUUCGGUCGAGGCUCUAGGAUCUGCCUGGGGAUAAAUCUAGUGUAUGCAGAGCUGUUUCUCGCAGUGGCUCGCAUCAUGACCCGUUUCGAUAUGGUGUUGUUUGAGACUGACAGGUCAAGGGAUGUGGAUGUGGUACGGGACUGCAUAAUCGGACUUCCAAGUCCUGAAAGUAAGGGUAUUCGCGUGAAAAUAACAAAGGACAGACUGGCUCCAGGCCAGAAGUGUGAUGAAUUUUGUCGGCUAAAGCAACCCCAAUUUUCGCCGUCUUCUACUUAG